AUGGGCGAUGAAGCAGCAUCGACCGGGCCGCCGAACAGAGAACUCUACGCGCUUCUGAAUUUGUCACCGGAGGCCUCCGACGAAGAAAUCAAGAAAUCUUAUCGUCAAUGGGCUCAAGUGUAUCACCCCGACAAGUGCCAAAAUCCUCUGAUGAAGGAGGUUGCUGAAGAGAACUUCAAACGCAUAAAUGAAGCAUACGAGAUAUUGUCGAAUGAGACUAAGAGGCUAAUAUAUGACUUAUAUGGCAUGGAAGGCUUGACCUCAGGAUUGGAGCUUGGUCCCAGGCUGAGUAAGGCCGACGAGAUCAAGGAGGAGCUUGAAAAGAUUAAGAGGAGAAACGAAGAAGCUAAGAAUAUGGCACAUUUUCUUCCCACCGGUUCAAUUAUCUUCAAUCUGUCUCUGCCAAAUUUUCUAGACGGUGAUGGCAUCAUGAGAGGAAUGGUUAUGGCUAGUCAAGUGCAGUCUCAGUUAUCAAAAGAUGAUGCUAUUGCCAUUGGCGGAAACCUGGCGGCCAAUGAAAAGUCUGGUGGCGGAAUUGCUACUGCCAUUAUGAGACGCCAGCUUUCUCCGGUGUCAUCCAUAGAGUUUCUCGCUUCAACGGGUUUGCAGUCGGUUAUUGGAAUGCAGACGACACGUCAGUUAUCCAUACAUUCAACUGCCACUAUCAAUAUCUCCAAGUCUUUGAGUGAUGGUUCCAUUAAUCUUACCAACACGUGGACUCGGCAGCUUUCAGAAACUACAAGCGGAAAUAUUGAACUGGCACUGGGUAUGCGAUCAGGAAUUGGAGUCGGAUGGAAAAAGAGAGACGAGGAUGUAUCUGCUACUGCUGACCUGAAGAUUGAGGCUGGUGGACUCGGAGCUUCAGCGCGUUAUACUCGUAAACUUUCAUCCAAAUCUCACGGCCGCGUUGUAGGUAGAAUCGGAAGCAAUGCUCUUGAGAUUGAGGUCGGUGGCGGAAGGAAGAUUUCUGAGUUCAGUACCGUAAGAAUGAUGUAUACAAUAGGAAUCAAGGGUGUUUUCUGGAAACUAGAGCUACACCGUGGUGGUCAAAAGCUGAUUGUUCCUAUCCUGCUCACCUCAUAUUUAAGUCCAGUAUUUGCAACUGGAGCAUUCGUUGUUCCAACAUCCCUUUACUUCUUGUUAAAGAAAUUUGUGGUGAAGCCGUAUUUGCAUAAAAGAGAAAAACGAAAGGCCUUGGAGAACAUGGAGAAAACUUAUGGCCAGGUUCGGGAAGCAAGGGCAUCGGCUGAGAAAGCUCAGCAACUGCUACAAAACGUAGCCACGAGGAAGAAAAACCGGCAAGCAGAAACAGGCGGGCUCAUAGUAACGAAGGCGUUGUAUGGUGACGCAAAAGCGAUAGAGAAAAGACACGAACACUUAGUAGUAGAAGAAGUAGAUUCGGGAGUCAUUGACGUGACAGUGCCCAUGAACUUCCUUGUAAGUGACUCUGGGGAGCUCAAGCUCCAUGAAGGAGUGAAGAAAUCAGGGAUCAUGGGCUUUUGCGAUCCAUGUCCGGGCCAACCUAAGCAGUUAUACAUUGCCUAUACUUACGAUGCUCGUACAUCUGAGGUCAUUGUGGGUGACUGUGAAGAGCUGAUUAUACCACAAGAAGAAGGGCAGUGA
Thlaspi arvense is the source of this 1623-nucleotide messenger RNA. The record is from the annotation of a GenBank genome assembly. Lineage: Eukaryota; Viridiplantae; Streptophyta; Magnoliopsida; Brassicales; Brassicaceae.